Messenger RNA from Echinops telfairi (small Madagascar hedgehog), 1122 nucleotides. It is a transcript of the gene CXCR3, whose product is annotated as C-X-C motif chemokine receptor 3. The record is from RefSeq and is a predicted model, not a curated record. Gene Ontology annotation, biological process: immune response; inflammatory response; G protein-coupled receptor signaling pathway. Gene Ontology annotation, cellular component: membrane. Gene Ontology annotation, molecular function: C-X-C chemokine receptor activity. The coding region runs from base 16 to 1122 and encodes 368 amino acids. Lineage: Eukaryota; Metazoa; Chordata; Mammalia; Afrosoricida; Tenrecidae. The transcript has 2 exons.
AGCACCGGCCCAGCCAUGGUCCCUGAGAUGAGCAAAUACCAAGUGGUGCUAGAAGCCUCGGAUUGGCCCUUCCUCCAAGAAAACUAUAGCUCUUCCUAUGACUUUGGAGACAAUGAGACAGAUGUCUGCUGUGCCUUGCCACCCUGCCUACAGGAUUCAACCCAGAGCUUUAACCGGGCCUUCCUGCCCGCCCUUGAUGGCCUCCUCUUUCUGCUGGGGCUGCUGGGCAAUGGUGCGGUGGCAGCUGUACUUCUGAGCCAACGGGAGUCCCUAAGCAGUACCGACACCUUCCUGCUGCACCUGGCUGUGGCUGAUGUACUGCUGGUGCUGACUCUCCCGCUCUGGGCAGUGGAUGCUGCUGUCCAGUGGGUCUUUGGCUCUGGCCUCUGCAAAGUGGCAGGUGCCCUCUUCAACAUCAACUUCUAUGCAGGGGCCCUCCUGUUGGCCUGCAUCAGCUUUGACCGCUACCUGAGCAUUGUGCAUGCCACCCAACUCUACCGCCGGGGCCCGCCAGUUCGUGUGACCCUCACCUGUGUCAUAGUCUGGGGGCUCUGUCUGCUCUUGGCCCUCCCGGAUCUGAUUUUCCUAUCAGCCCACCAUGACGAGCGCCUCAAUGCUACCCACUGCCGGCACAACUUCCCUCAACUGGGCCGCACAGCUCUUCGAAUGCUGCAGCUGGUCGCUGGUUUUCUGCUGCCGCUGCUGGUCAUGGCCUACUGCUAUGCCCGGAUCCUGGCUGUGCUGCUGGUCUCCAGGGGUCAACGGCGGCUGCGAGCCAUGCGGCUAGUGGUGGUAGUAGUGGUAGCCUUUGCCCUCUGCUGGACUCCCUACCACCUGGUGGUCCUGGUGGACACCCUGAUGGAUCUAGGAGCCUUAGCCCGCAACUGUGAACAAGAAAGUCGUGUUGACGUGGCCAAGUCAGUCACCUCAGGCCUGGGCUAUCUGCACUGCUGCCUCAACCCACUGCUGUAUGCCUUUGUGGGUAUCAAGUUCCGAGAACGGAUGUGGAUGCUGCUUACGCACCUGGGCUGCUCUAAGCAAAGGAGGCACCAGCGGCAGCCUUCUUCCCACCGGGAUUCAUCCUGGUCAGAGAUCACAGAGGCCUCCUAUUCGGGUUUAUGA